This is a messenger RNA of Cuscuta campestris, 1133 nucleotides long. The record is from the annotation of a GenBank genome assembly. NCBI's taxonomy places the organism in Eukaryota, Viridiplantae, Streptophyta, Magnoliopsida, Solanales, Convolvulaceae.
GAGUCUAGUAAAAAACCUCUACCUCUCCUUUGACUUCAACAAAAAUAAAUACGGAGCAUAGCAAAACAUUUCGCGGGCGCUCUAAUGCGUGAGCGAAGGAUCCGCACAAAAAUUUGAUAAACUGUGUAGAUAUAGGUAUAAAGAUGGCCGGCGGCUAUGUUAGAUCGGAUGAUGAUUACGAUUACCUGUGCAAGGUGGUGCUGAUUGGUGACUCCGGCGUCGGAAAGUCGAAUCUGCUGUCCCGGUUCACACGGAACGAGUUCAACCUCGAGUCAAAGUCCACCAUUGGCGUCGAGUUCGCCACCCGCAGCAUCCGUGUUGACGACAAGGUCGUCAAGGCUCAGAUUUGGGACACCGCUGGUCAGGAAAGAUACCGUGCCAUUACAAGUGCAUACUAUCGAGGGGCUGUUGGGGCAUUGCUUGUAUAUGAUGUUACCCGUCAUGUGACAUUUGAGAAUGUUGCGAGAUGGUUAAAAGAGCUAAGAGAUCACACAGACCAGAACAUUGUCAUAAUGCUGGUGGGAAAUAAGGCCGACUUACGCCACUUGCGGGCUGUUUCCACUGAGGAUGCAAAGGCAUUUGCUGAAAGAGAGAAGACCUUCUUUAUGGAAACAUCCGCUCUUGAGUCCUUGAAUGUUGAGAAUGCUUUCACAGAAGUUUUGACACAGAUUUAUCAUGUCAUCAGUCGGAAAGCACUUGAGGUUGGGGAUGAUCCUGCGGCUCCACCAAAGGGGCAAUCCAUAGAUGUUGGGGGCAAGGCUGAUGUUUCAGCCCUAAAGAAUGUCAACUGCUGCUCCGUCUGAACACUCAGAGCCUACUUACCCGUAUAUGCAUUCGCCCUCGGCAUUCCCGUUUUUUCCCAACUGUUAUUGUGAGAAAUGUAGUGUUUUUCAAUUAUAGCCUCAACUCUUUGCCGGAGGAUGAUGUCCCCUCAAGCAUUUCAUAUGUAUUGUUUCAUUUGUAUAUCGUUCAGACUUAAGAACUUUAGGAGCUGCUAAUAGCUUUAAAAAUUUCUAUUUACUUUUGCUGGUAAGAAACCGCUUUUCACGUUUAUUCAAAAUCAUUCCCAGGUUGUCGGAUGAUUGAGACACAUUGAUGUAAUCUCUAUUGUACUACGCUUCUAGUCUAAUACG